ACCCAAAACCAGCUCCGCCGUAGCCCACGUCUUUAAAUCCGAGCGAAACCAAAGCUGACGGCCGUAUAUGGCCCAGAGCCGGCCCGCAUUUGGUUCCCUGGCACCAGAGUACAGCUGACACCGGAAACCUGUGAUGCAGGCUGGUGCGUGUGGGCUAGGCUAAGCAGGAGAGCACAAAUGUCUGUCAGUCCAAAUGUAGUUUUACUGGACUACAGAGACCAUCAGCCCACGCGCCCUCUAUGCCCGGCGAGAUUUUCCUUUAAAAGAUCUGGAGGGAGACGUGACCAUGUUGGUGCAGAGUGGAGAAGAGAAGGAGGGAGAGAGAGAGAGAGAGAGAGAGCAGAACGGGUUCUUGACUCGUUCUUUACCUUCCUCCUCUGUUAAAGGGACAGUUUUUGCUUUCGGCCCAGGAUGUCCGGAGCCGAAUCAGCAGGAAGGAAACUGGUGUCAGUGGACUUUGAGGUCUUCGGCCACGUUCAGGGAGUCUGUUUCAGAAUGUACACAGAGAGGGAGGGUCUGCGGCUCGGGCUGGUCGGCUGGGUGAAGAACACCUACAGCGGGACGGUGGUGGGCCAGGUCCAGGGUCCCGCAGACGCGGUGGAGGAGAUGAAGGUGUGGUUGAGUAAAGAAGGAAGUCCGUCCAGUCGGAUCACCAGAGCGUCCUUCACCAACCAGAGGACCAUCGAUAAGGUGGAGCUCUCUGGCUUCAGGACUCGCUUCUGACCAAACAAUCAAACCUACCCCGAAGAACCUUCUCCUGAGAGCUGCUUCUAGCGUUCAGACCUGUUUCAUAACUAAAUGUAAUGGUUUGACUUAGAUUUUAUUGUCCGCGCUCUUAUGAAUUCUAUGAACGAAGGCUGUUGCAGGAGUUUCAAUUGUUCGUAGGAAGACUGGUUUUGAGUCCAGUCACUCUGGAAAAGAACAGUGGAAGUUGAGCUCACCCGCUGUUUCGGGCCGAAAGUGCUCUGUAAGAAAAGUAAAUAUAUGGUAAUAUUUUAUUUUCUGAAGAGGCAAAAAAAGGCUUGACGUUAUGUAUCAGCAGAGCCAAAGCAGUAAAACCCCACUGCUUUGAGGAAAAACGCUCGUCUGAAGCAGUUGAAGUCACUACGUGUGUAAAUUAUAUGUCAUUA
This is a messenger RNA of Xiphias gladius (swordfish), 1130 nucleotides long. Its product is annotated as acylphosphatase-2-like. The transcript is spliced from 4 exons. Gene Ontology annotation, molecular function: acylphosphatase activity. Lineage: Eukaryota; Metazoa; Chordata; Actinopteri; Istiophoriformes; Xiphiidae. The record is from RefSeq and is a predicted model, not a curated record. Bases 412 to 723 code for a protein of 103 amino acids.